Malaclemys terrapin pileata is the source of this 1555-nucleotide messenger RNA. RefSeq names its product microfibril associated protein 1 (gene MFAP1). The transcript has 9 exons. Lineage: Eukaryota; Metazoa; Chordata; Testudines; Emydidae. The coding region runs from base 96 to 1415 and encodes 439 amino acids. Gene Ontology annotation, cellular component: U2-type spliceosomal complex. Gene Ontology annotation, molecular function: RNA binding. Gene Ontology annotation, biological process: mRNA splicing, via spliceosome. The record is from RefSeq and is a predicted model, not a curated record.
CCCAGUGAGAGGGUGGUUCCGUUUCCGGGGCUCACGGUCGGGAGAGUCUGUUCCCGGUGUCGGCGAGUCCCGUGUUCCGGCCAGAAGCUGCCGCCAUGUCGGUCCCCAGCGCCCUGAUGAAGCAGCCGCCGAUCCAGUCCACGGCGGGGGCCGUGCCCGUCCGCAACGAGAAGGGUGAGAUCUCCAUGGAGAAGGUGAAGGUGAAGCGCUAUGUGUCGGGGAAGCGGCCAGACUAUGCGCCCAUGGAGUCCUCGGACGAGGAGGAUGAGGAGUUCCAGUUCAUUAAGAAGGCGAAGGAGCAGGAGUUGGAGCUAGAGGAGCAGGAGGAAGAUUCAGCUAGUGACCCCCGUCUGCGGCGCUUGCAGAACCGCAUUAACGAGGAUGUGGAGGAGAGACUCGCAAGGCACCGCAAAAUUGUCGAGCCAGAAGUAGUUGGAGAAAGUGACUCGGAGGUGGAGGGAGAUGCCUGGCGCAUGGAACGGGAGGAUACCAGCGAGGAGGAGGAAGAAGAGAUUGACGAUGAGGAGAUUGAGCGUCGUCGUGGGAUGAUGCGCCAGCGAGCCCAGGAGAGGAAGAAUGAGGAGAUGGAGGUGAUGGAAGUGGAGGACGAAGGCAGGUCUGGCGAGGAGUCUGAAUCCGAGUCUGAGUAUGAGGAGUACACAGACAGUGAGGAUGAAACGGAGCCACGGCUCAAACCUGUCUUCAUCCGCAAGAAGGAUCGAGUUACAGUCCAGGAACGAGAGGCAGAGGCAGUGAAACAGAAGGAGUUGGAGCAGGAGGCAAAGCGGCUGGCGGAGGAGAGGCGGAAGUACACACUCAAGAUUGUGGAGGAGGAGACUAAGAAGGAGCUGGAGGAGAACAAGCGAUCGCUGGCUGCGCUGGAAGCGCUCGAUACUGACGACGAGAAUGAUGAGGAGGAGUACGAGUCCUGGAAAGUGCGUGAACUGAAGCGCAUCAAACGGGACCGCGAGGAGCGAGAGGCACUGGAAAAGGAGAAGGCUGAGAUUGAGCGCAUGCGGAACCUGACGGAGGAGGAGCGCCGUGCUGAGCUCCGUGCCAAUGGCAAGGUCAUCACCAACAAGGCAGUGAAGGGCAAAUACAAAUUCCUGCAGAAGUACUACCACCGGGGGGCCUUCUUCAUGGAUGAAGAUGAGGAAGUGUACAAGAGAGACUUCAGUGCCCCCACGCUGGAGGAUCACUUCAACAAGACCAUCCUGCCCAAAGUCAUGCAGGUCAAAAAUUUUGGGCGCUCUGGGCGGACCAAGUACACACACCUGGUGGAUCAGGACACAACCUCCUUCGACUCUGCCUGGGGUCAGGAAAGUGCACAGAACACCAAGUUCUUCAAGCAGAAGGCAGCCGGCGUGCGGGAUGUCUUUGAGAGACCAUCGGCUAAGAAGCGGAAAACUACCUAAGGGAGUGCCCAGGACAGUGUCAUGCUGCCGACAGCAGGGUGGAAAGGCACUUGUCUGCCAUGGGUCCUAACCCUGCCAGAAAUCUUGCGAGUGUGUUGGGGCAUAAAGUGUGCCUGUUUUGGCCAAUUCCUUCUACUCUC